GAAGUUGACUUUGAUGAAAUAAAUGAGCGGAAUGACAAUAGCGAUGAUGAUAACUUUAUUGAAGAAAUUGCCUAUUUUACCAAAAAUUUAACUGCACGACAUAUCCAAUUUUCUGCUAUUUCAGUUGAAUAUCCACCUACUCAUCCUGAAGGUUAUGCGAUUAUCUAUAAUUUUAUUGAAGGCGAAAAUUAUUCUCAAGUACAAAAUAAAGAUGAUAUCCAAGUUCAAAGAGCAAUGAAAGAUAAAGCUCGAGUUGUAUUUUGUGAU
This is a messenger RNA of Racocetra persica, 267 nucleotides long. The record is from the annotation of a GenBank genome assembly. Lineage: Eukaryota; Fungi; Glomeromycota; Glomeromycetes; Diversisporales; Gigasporaceae.